Penicillium concentricum is the source of this 708-nucleotide messenger RNA. Its product is annotated as DNA-directed RNA polymerase III subunit RPC25. The coding region runs from base 1 to 708 and encodes 235 amino acids. The transcript has 5 exons. Gene Ontology annotation, cellular component: RNA polymerase III complex. Gene Ontology annotation, biological process: DNA-templated transcription; transcription initiation at RNA polymerase III promoter. The record is from RefSeq and is a predicted model, not a curated record. Lineage: Eukaryota; Fungi; Ascomycota; Eurotiomycetes; Eurotiales; Aspergillaceae.
AUGUUUAUCUUAACCACCAUAUCGGACUUGAUCCAGAUCUCGCCUGAGGAUUUCUCAAAGUUCAGCGCAGUUGCACUUGAAGACAAUAUCAAUGCAAAGUACGCUAAUAAAGUCAUUCAAAAAAUUGGCCUUUGCAUCAGCUUCUAUGACCUACUUGAGUCUUCCGAUGGCCUGAUUGGUCACGGAACUGGAUUGGUUAAUGUCAACGGUAGAUUAUGCAAGCCCUUUAUCACACCCGAGAUCUUUACUGACUAUUACUCAGUUAAAUUCCGCAUGAUUGUUUUCCGACCUUUCAAGGGAGAGAUCAUGUUAGGAAAGAUUGCUAGCGGCACAGAGCAUGGAAUCAAGAUUGGUCUUGAAUUCUUCAAUGAUAUCCUUAUCCCGCCACAGAUGCUUAUGGAAAAGUCCCGAUUCGAUUAUGCCGAGCAGGUAUGGAUCUGGGAGAGCGAAGGCGGAACAGAAUUCUUCUUCGAUGUAGGAGAAGUUGUUCGAUUCCGCGUCGAAUCAGAAGAGUGGCACGACCAAAUCCCCAAUGCACCAGAUCUUGCGGAUGAAACUCCACAGGAGAGGCGCCCUCCGUAUUCCAUUCUUGUUGGUUUCUCCCAAUCUUGGAAAUGUGUAAUCCUCGCUGACCAUCUUUUAGGGCUCGAUGCAAAUGGGUGGAACGGGACCCAUCACUUGGUGGUAGGCUGCUGGCACGCCAUUUGA